Molecule: messenger RNA, 1212 nt
Organism: Dromaius novaehollandiae (emu)
Lineage: Eukaryota; Metazoa; Chordata; Aves; Casuariiformes; Dromaiidae
Product: mas-related G-protein coupled receptor member H-like
Exons: 1
Coding region: 38-955 (305 amino acids)
Biological process (GO): G protein-coupled receptor signaling pathway
Cellular component (GO): membrane
Molecular function (GO): G protein-coupled receptor activity
Source: RefSeq, a predicted model, not a curated record
AGCCCAGAUCACGCCACCCAGCCCAGCCUUCCUGGGGAUGGAGCUGAACCACACGUACCUGCUGCCUGCACAACCCACGCUAGCGGAUGAUGGAGAUUACAAAUGUGUGAUAGAUGUCUCUGAUGUGGCCCUGGAUGGUGUCACGCUGCUCAUCUGCCUGUGCGGUCUGGUGGGGAAUGGGGCUGUCCUCUGGCUCCUCAGCUUCUGCAUCCGCAGGAAUCCCUUCACCGUCUACAUCCUCAACCUAGCCUUUGCAGACUUCAUCUUCCUCCUCUUCAUGCUCAUCUCAGCCCUGUUAUACAUCGUGGAUAACAUCUCCUGCUCCACUUCAGAGUUUCUGAACUACCUGCGGUCACUUUUGCUGCUGUCUCUCUUUGCCUACAACAUUGGCUUGUAUCUCCUGACAGCCAUCAGCAUAGAGAGGUGUGUGUCCGUCCUGUGCCCACUCUGGUAUCGCUGCCGCCGCCCCGAGCACUUGUCAGCCAUUGUGUGUGCCCUGCUCUGGGCUCUCUCCAUCUCUGUAAUUGCUGCAGUGACUUUUCUCUGCAUGUCUCGCCAACAUGAGCAUUGCCAGCUGGCUCUCAUCUCCAUGUGUGUCCUCACUUUCCUUAUUUUUGCCCUACCCAUGGUCAUUUCCAAUGUGAUCCUCUUCAUUAAGAUCCUGUGUGGCUCCCAGCAACGUCAACCCAGGAGGCUCUACAUCGUUAUCUUCCUCACAGUCCUCUUCUUUCUCGUCUUUGUGGUUCCUCUCAGCACCUGGAGCUUCCUACAGCAGGUUAACUAUGUUGUUGGCCAGUCCCAGAUUGUUUUCUUGCUCGUCUGUAUCAACAGCAGCAUCAACCCGUUUAUCUACUUCCUAGUGGGGAGCUACAAGAGGCAUUUCUCCUUGGUCUCCUUGAAGGUUGCCUUCCAGAGGGUCUUUGAGGAAACGGUGGUUACCACCAUCUCCAGCUAAGGGACCACUGUGGCCACAUCAGCUGUGCUACCUACGCCUGUUUCAUGCUCAGCUGGCAGUGUGUCCGUGUGGCCAGUUCCUCUGGUGCCAGAGAGUGCAGCUCACCUUCCUGCAGCCGGAGUGUCAGGAGGCCUCCUUCUCCCAGGUCUGGACUGGCAGCAAUGUCUGUCCUGCUUCCAGCAGCUGUUUUCUUCUGUUUGCUCUCACACUCUUCUGCACAAGAAACCUAACUCUCCACAGGGCGUGUUCUGUUUGGG